UUCGAAUUUUAGUUCUUCACGAACUAUAUUUAUAACAAAAAACUUAUUUUGUAGGCAACAAAUGUUAAAACAAGGAAUGUGACAGACACCAAUGUCGAUUUCAAGGUUAAGGUAUGUUGUUUCUGUUUCUGCUUUUGUGCCCAAUUUCACUCAUUUUCAAUUUCCAAAAUUCUCCUUUUCAACACUAAACCCUCAAUUCGAUAAUGUGGAUGCCGUUUCGUUGUUCAAUCGUUUGCUCCAUAAGAAUCCUACCCCACCCACCAUUGAAUUUGAAAAGGUUUUAGGUUCCCUUGUUAAGGUUAAGCAUUACCCCAUUGCUAUUUCCCUUUCUCAACAAAUGGAACUAAGGGGGAUUAAGCCUGAUUUUGUAACUUGCAACCACUUGAUUAAUUGUUUCUGCCAAAUGGGUCAUCUUACUCUUGCUUUUUCUGUAUUGGCAAAGAUUAUCAAAAGGGGUUUUCAUCCAGAUACCAUUACCAUGACUACACUCAUCAAGGGUCUUUGUCUUAAAGGUCAGGUCCAUAAAGCAUUGCACUUUCAUGACAAGGUGGUGGCACAAGGAAUUCAGUUGAACCAAGUUAGUUACGGUACUUUGAUCAAUGGUUUAUGUAAAGUUGGAGAAACAAGAGCAGCUCUGGAGUUGUUGAGACGAAUUGAAGGGAAAUUGGUUCAGCCUAAUGUGGUAAUGUACACAACAAUCAUUAAUAGUCUAUGCAAAUAUAAACUUGUUACUGAUGCAUUUGAUUUGUACACUAAAAUGAUUGCUAAGAAAAUUUCUCCUAGUGUUUACACUUAUAAUGCACUGAUCUAUGGCUUUUGCAUUGUGGGACAAUUGAAAGAAGCAUUUGAUUUGUUAAAUAAAUUGACAUUGGAAAACAUCAACCCGGAUGUGUGUACUUUUAAUAUAUAUCUCAAUGCUUUUUGUAAAGAUGGACAGUUGAAAGAGGCCAAAAAUGUGUUUGCUGUGAUGAUGAAAAAAGACAUAAAACCUAAUAUUUUUACUUACAACUCUUUAAUAAAUGGAUAUUGCCUAGUGAAUGAAGUGAACAAGGCUAAGAAUAUAUUUAAUACUAUGGUCCAAAUGGGAGUGGCUCCUAAUGUUCUCACCUACAGUAUCUUGAUUAAUGGGUUUUGUAAGAUUAAAAUGGUGGAUGAAGCCAUUAAUCUCUUCAAAGAAAUGCAUUGCAGAAAAAUCAUUCCAAAUACGAUAACUUACAAUUCUCUUAUUGAUGGUUUGUGCAAGUCAGGGAGAAUCUUAUAUGCUUUAGAGCUUGUUGAUGAAAUGCAAGAUAGAGGUCAACCACCUAAUAUAAUCACUUACAGUUCUAUAUUGGAUGCUUUAUUGAAACAACAUCAUGUUGACAAGGCAAUUGCAUUAUUAAAAGAUCUUAAAGAUAAGGGUAUUCGACCAGAUAUGUACACGUAUACUAUUCUUAUUGAUGGAUUGUGUAAAGUUGGAAGACUAAAGGAUGCACAAAAGGUUUUUGAAGAUCUUUUGGUCAAAGGCUACAAUCUUGGUAAAGAAAUGCAUUGCAGAAAAAUCAUUCCAAAUACGAGAACUUACAAUUCUCUUAUUGAUGGUUUGUGCAAGUCAGGGAGAAUCUUAUAUGCUUUAGAGCUUGUUAAUGAAAUGCAAGAUAGAGGUCAACCACCUAAUAUAAUCACUUACAGCUCUAUAUUGGAUGCUUUAUUGAAACAACAUCAUGUUGACAAGGCAAUUGCAUUAUUAAAAGAUCUUAAAGAUAAGGGUAUUCAACCAGAUAUGUACACGUAUACUAUUCUUAUUGAUGGAUUGUGUAAAGUUGGAAGACUAAAGGAUGCACAAAAGGUUUUUGAAGAUCUUUUGGUCAAAGGCUACAAUCUUGGUAAAGAAAUGCAUUGCAGAAAAAUCAUUCCAAAUACGAUAACUUACAAUUCUCUUAUUGAUGGUUUGUGCAAGUCAGGGAGAAUCUUAUAUGCUUUAGAGCUUGUUAAUGAAAUGCAAGAUAGAGGUCAACCACCUAAUAUAAUCACUUACAACUCUAUAUUGGAUGCUUUAUUGAAACAACAUCAUGUUGACAAGGCAAUUGCAUUAUUAAAAGAUCUUAAAGAUAAGGGUAUUCAACCAGAUAUGUACACGUAUACUAUUCUUAUUGAUGGAUUGUGUAAAGUUGGAACACUAAAGGAUGCACAAAAGGUUUUUGAAGAUCUUUUGGUCAAAGGCUACAAUCUUGGUGUAUAUACAUAUACCGCUAUGAUCCAAAGGUUAUGUAACAAGGGUUUGUUUGAUGAAGCUUUGUCCAUGUUGUCAAAAAUGAAAGACCAUUGUUGCAAUCCAGAUGCUGCAACUUACAAAAUAGUUAUCCGUUCUCUGUUUGAUAAAGGUGAAAAGGAUAAGGCAGAGAAACUUAUUCAUGAAAUGAUUACGAGAGGUCUACUGUAAGAUUGGAACUAGUUGCAUCGUCUAAUGAGAAGCAAAAUUUUGUUGUUGGUCUGUACUUCAAAAACUGAGAUUGGUGAGUUUCAGAUUGAGGGAAAGUGGUAGAAUAUAAAAAUUAAUGUUGUCUUGGAAAUAUUGUUGGGUUGGGAUUUUAUAAAUUGUACUACAGUUUGUCUAGCCAAUAGCUUUUCUCGAUAGCUAAUAUGUUGCUACUAGACAAUAUAAGAAUCACUAAUUGAUAACCUUCCAUCAUCAUGAACUCUCAUUUUAUCAGAUGAA
Cicer arietinum (chickpea) is the source of this 2698-nucleotide messenger RNA. RefSeq lists its product as uncharacterized. The record is from RefSeq and is a predicted model, not a curated record. NCBI's taxonomy places the organism in Eukaryota, Viridiplantae, Streptophyta, Magnoliopsida, Fabales, Fabaceae. Gene Ontology annotation, cellular component: mitochondrion. Gene Ontology annotation, molecular function: protein binding; mRNA binding. Gene Ontology annotation, biological process: RNA processing; mitochondrion organization.